GGCGUGGCCAGCGGAGCCCCGGCUGGAAGUGCCAGGCUUGUUCUAGAAAGGGCCGGCGAGGAAGAGAGAGAGAGAGAGGGACAGCUGCGUGUUCUAGAAGAGUGGGAGAUCCUUGGCGAGGUUCCGGGUCUGCUUUUUCACUUUCCCUCCUUCCGUGCCCAGCCCCAGGUCUGCUGCUGCUGCUACGACUCAGCCUCUUGCUCCUGAUAACUCUGUGUCCCUAAUUGCUUAACCCUUCCUGAUGACUCUUGGCUCUCCUUUCCUUGGCGACACAAUGCAAGCUUGGGCGGUGUGUGCGUGCUUUUGAGUAGACUUACGGUGACACCACUCCAUAGUCAGAGGGGGGUUUUGCCUCUGGCAUAUAGCCUGCAGUGCUUAGAGUCCCUUGCCGGUCUCCCCUCCAAGCGCCGUCUAGGGCUGAGCCUGCUUCGCUUCCAGGACCAAUCAGGAUCGGAGCCGGAGUCGGGGUCUUUCUCCCAGAUAUUCCAUAUAUUCAAGAUGACUCCAUGGAUUAAGUCAUUGCUGUUCACUUGCCUACUCUACAUUGGACCAACACAAGCAGAAUUUUUCACAUCUAUAGGCCAAAUGACAGACCUAAUCUAUGCAGAAAAAGACUUGGUACAGUCAUUAAAAGCUUAUAUUCAGGAAGAAGAAUCUAAGUUGACUAAAAUUAAAAGUUGGGCAGAGAAGAUGGAAUCCCUAACUACUAAAUCCACUUCAGAUCCAGAAGGCUAUCUUGCACAUCCUGUCAAUGCCUAUAAACUGGUGAAGCGUCUCAACACAGAAUGGUUGGAGCUGGAGAACCUGGUUCUUGAGGAUGCAACUAAGGGUUUUAUUGCAAAUCUCACAGUCCAGCGUCAGUUCUUCCCAAAUGAAGAAGAUGAGACGGGAGCUGCCAAGGCAUUAAUGCGCUUGCAAGACACCUACAAGCUGGAUCCUGAAACAAUUUCAAAAGGAGAAUUUCCAGGAACAAAAUACAGAUCACUCCUGACAGUGGACGACUGCUUUGGCAUGGGAAAGACGGCAUAUAAUGAUGGAGAUUACUACCACACUGUCCUGUGGAUGGAGCAGGCGCUGAAGCAACACGACCGGGGCGAAGAGGCAACCAUUACGAAAGCCACCAUCCUGGAUUACCUCAGCUACGCCAUUUUCCAGCUUGGUGACAUACACAGGGCAGUGGAGCUUACCAGGCGGUUGAUCUCCCUUGACCCCAGUCAUGAGAGGGCAGGGAGCAACAUGCGGUAUUUCGAGAAACUGCUGGAGAAUGAAAAAAAUGAAAAGGCUCUUGGUGAUGCCCCAAAUGCAACAGAGCCAACAACAUAUAAUGGGAUUUAUGAAAGGCCUCGGGACUACCUGCCAGAACGUGAGAUCUAUGAGGCCCUUUGCAGAGGUGAAGGUGUGAAAAUGACACCUCGAAGACAGAAGAGGUUAUUUUGUAGGUACCACAAUGGAAACCAAAAUCCUCACCUACUUAUUGCACCCUUUAAAGAAGAAGAUGAGUGGGAUAGUCCACACAUUGUUAGAUACUACGACGUCUUAUCUGAUGAAGAAAUAGAGAAGAUUAAGGAGCUGGCCAAACCAAAAUUGGCAAGGGCUACUGUACGUGACCCCAAAACAGGUGUAUUAACUGUUGCCAACUACCGAGUGUCUAAAAGUUCCUGGCUUGAAGAAGAGGAUGAUUUGAUUGUUGCCAAAGUGAAUCAGCGAAUGGAACACAUCACAGGAUUAACAGUGAAAACAGCUGAAUUAUUGCAGGUUGCAAAUUAUGGCAUGGGAGGACAGUAUGAGCCACACUUUGACUUCUCAAGGAAAGAGGAGCCUGAUGCUUUCAAGCGUUUAGGGACUGGGAAUCGUGUGGCUACUUUUUUAAACUAUAUGAGUGAUGUAGAAGCUGGAGGUGCCACAGUUUUCCCAGAUUUUGGAGCUGCAAUUUGGCCCAAAAAGGGGACUGCAGUAUUUUGGUAUAACCUUUUUAGAAGUGGAGAAGGUGAUUACCGAACAAGACAUGCAGCAUGUCCAGUAUUAGUAGGGUGUAAGUGGGUCUCAAAUAAGUGGUUUCAUGAAAGAGGAAAUGAAUUUUUAAGACCGUGUGGGACAACCGAAGUCGACUGAAAUCAUCCUACAUUUUUGCAUUUUUCCACAUCUGCCCACUUCUUCGUGCAUCGUCCAGUUCAUUUCUGAGAAAUGACUCCUACUCUACUAUGAAAAGUGAUAACACUAUUUAUUUAAAGAUAAGGCAGACUCUAUCGAUGGAAGAAGAGAGCUUUUUUUACAGUUGGUGCUACAUGGUUGUUUCUUUCCACAUCAUCUACAUUUUUUCAUUUUCCUGCUUUUCUCCAGUUUAUAUAUAUCAACCACACAGGAAGUGUUUGGCUGGGGGUUGACUGCUUGGUAUUUUGGUCUACUGAACAACCAGAAUUUUACAUGUGAAACAUUUGUCACUGACCUAAUUUUUCAAAUGUACAGUUUAUAAUUUUAUUAUAUUUUCUAACUCGUGCAACUAAAAUAUUCUUUUAAAACAUAAAAAUAUUAUUUUAAAAGAAA
Messenger RNA from Anolis sagrei ordinatus, 2544 nucleotides. It is a transcript of the gene P4HA2, whose product is annotated as prolyl 4-hydroxylase subunit alpha 2. Lineage: Eukaryota; Metazoa; Chordata; Lepidosauria; Squamata; Anolidae. The record is from RefSeq and is a predicted model, not a curated record. Gene Ontology annotation, biological process: peptidyl-proline hydroxylation to 4-hydroxy-L-proline. Gene Ontology annotation, cellular component: endoplasmic reticulum. Gene Ontology annotation, molecular function: protein binding; procollagen-proline 4-dioxygenase activity; L-ascorbic acid binding.